Molecule: messenger RNA, 2017 nt
Organism: Danio rerio (zebrafish)
Lineage: Eukaryota; Metazoa; Chordata; Actinopteri; Cypriniformes; Danionidae
Gene: farsb
Product: phenylalanyl-tRNA synthetase subunit beta
Biological process (GO): phenylalanyl-tRNA aminoacylation
Cellular component (GO): cytoplasm
Molecular function (GO): magnesium ion binding; RNA binding; nucleotide binding
Source: RefSeq, marked provisional
CUGCGACCAUGCCGACAGUCAGCGUGAAAAGAGAUCUGCUUUUUGAAGCUCUGGGACAAACAUACACUGAUGAAGAGUUUGAUGAACUGUGUUUCGAGUUUGGCCUCGAGCUGGACGAAAUCACCUCGGAGAAGGACAUUAUAAGCCGUGAGCAGGGAGAUGAUAAAGCAGAAGGAGCGUCUGAUGUUGUGCUCUAUAAGAUCGACGUUCCAGCAAACCGCUAUGAUCUGCUGUGUCUGGAGGGUCUCGUUAGGGGUCUGCAGGUCUUCAAGGACAAGAUGGAAGCUCCUCGGUACAAGCGUGUGAGUCCUGCGGAUGGAGGAGAGCCUCAGCGGCUGCUCAUAACAGAGGAGACGGCAUCUGUGAGGCCGUUCGCUGUAGCCGCUGUACUGCGCAACAUUACAUUCACCCAGGAGCGAUACGACAGCUUCAUAGAGCUGCAGGAGAAACUGCACCAGAACAUCUGCAGGAAAAGGACGCUGGUUGCAAUAGGAACUCAUGAUUUGGACACGAUCUCCGGUCCGUUCACCUACACAGCCAAAGCACCCGGUGAAAUCCGCUUCAAACCACUCAAUCAGAGCCAAGAGUUCACUGCCACUGAGCUCAUGAGUCUCUAUAAGUCCGACAGUCACCUGAGGCACUACCUGCACAUCAUCGAGAACGAGCCUCUCUACCCGAUUAUAUAUGACAGUAAUGGCAUCGUCCUGUCCAUGCCUCCUAUCAUCAAUGGGAACCACAGCAAAAUCUCAUUAAACACAAAGAAUGUUUUCAUUGAGUGCACGGCCACAGACCUCACAAAGGCAAAGAUCACGCUGGACAUGAUAGUGACCAUGUUUAGUGAAUACUGUGAGCAGCCCUUCACGGUUGAGGAGGCAGAGGUUGUUUAUCCUGAUGGCAGAAUGUGUGUGUAUCCUGAGCUGGCGUACAGGACGGAGACUCUGUCUGGGGAGUUCAUCAACAAAAAAGUUGGCAUCAAUGAAUCUGCAGAAAGCAUCGCUCAGCUGCUGACCCGCAUGUGUCUGAGGUCGGAGGUCAGCGGUGAGGACGGUCAGAUCCAGGUGGAGAUCCCGCCCACUCGCUCUGAUGUCAUCCAUGCCUGUGACAUCAUGGAGGACGCGGCCAUCGCGUACGGCUUCAACAACAUCGUCAGGAGCACGCCUCGCACUUACACCGUAGCCAAUCAGCUCCCUGUAAAUAAACUGACAGAAUUAUUGAGGCAAGAUCUUGCAGCUGCUGGCUUUACUGAAGCUCUAACAUUCGCUCUGUGCUCACAAGAAGACAUUGCUGAUAAACUCAGGAAAAACAUGGCAGAAAUCGGAGCAGUUCAUAUCUCCAACCCGAAGACCGCAGAGUUUCAGGUGGCACGUACCUGUCUUCUUCCUGGGCUGCUGAAAACAGUCGCUGCCAACAGAAAGAUGCCACUUCCUCUCAAACUGUUCGAGAUUUCGGACGUCGUCCUGAAGGAUGAAACAAAAGAUGUAGGAGCUCGUAACAACCGGCGUCUCUGUGCCAUUUACUACAACAAGAGUCCAGGUUUCGAGGUCAUCCAUGGGCUUCUGGAUCGGGUCAUGCAGCUGCUGGAUGUCAAACCGGGCCGUGAUCAAGGAUACCACAUACAGGCGGCAGAAGAUUCAACCUUCUUCCCUGGUCGCUGUGCUGAGAUCUUUUCAUCAGGCAAGAGCAUCGGGCACCUCGGGGUCCUCCACCCUGACGUCAUCAGUCGCUUUGAGCUCACGAUGCCCUGCUCCGCUAUAGAAAUCGAUAUUGAGCCCUUCCUGUGAGGUCAUUAUGCAGAGUAUUUUAGCCACACCCCUAUCCAUUAGCCCCUUCUCCUACAUAAACAGUACCGCCCCCUUCUGUCUUCAGGAAACGAGCUCUAGUUACAACAGCAUGUGUUACUGUAUGCCCAGAAGAUAAAUCACUGUUUUACUCCAUAUUAAACAUCAAGACUGAGUCGUUGUGUCCACUUCAUUUAAUGACAAGGAAAUAAAUAAAUGAAUAUGGAUGAGUAAACCCA